CGAAUCACCGCGCGCACGUGUAUCGCGGUAUGAUAACGCGGCGCAUUUAAAAACGUACUCAUAUCGUAUACAAUUCACCCAAACUGUAACACAACGUAACAUAGCCGUGUAACAUUCGUGUCAAAACGUUUUAACUCAACAUUUGUGUACGCGAAUAUCCUUGCUAGUGCAUUAUGGUUUAAGUGUUAAUUCUGGAUGUAGUGAUGGCUGGUGUUUGUGAGGAUGUGGAUGAGAAGCGGAAGGGGUUGAGCGGGUCCAUGUCAAUGCGCACGCGCAAGCUGGGUCGGCGUUUAUCUCGGAGUAUGUCAAUUGUGGCGCUGAAAAUUCCGGAAAAAGCCCACAACAUCACCCGCACUUCCUCCAAACUGAUGCGCACCGGAAGUAGAGAUAAGAAGAACCGAUCGUUCGAACUGUCGAUCAUUUUGCCGGAUAAAUCGCAGAAACAGGUGAUGGUAUGGGGCAACAACACAGUCGCAGAGGUGGUCUGCCAGCCGCUGCAAGAGGCAGGAAUCAUCGUAGCUGGUCUGCCAACUGGACCACUCUCGGCACCACUGCCACUGCCACUGUCAGAACCGCUACCACCUCCAGAAGUGCUGAAACCGCCGCCAGCGGCACUCCUCUUCCUCGGUGGAUCCAAAGCUCCGGUUGAACCGAGAUCACCAGCCAUGGCUCUGGAAGGAGAAGUUGUUGUUGUUGAACAUGAACCAGCGCAAUGGAAUGGGAAAGACCUAGAGGUUUUUCUGUCGUGGGAGAAAAUAUACGCUGCCACUUUAUUCUCUGCAUUGGAGCUGUACGGAAAACCACUGUUACGAGCAGCAGUGAUCACAAAAGAAGAAUAUCAUCUGCUGUUUUACUAUUUAGAAUCAGUUUCCGAAGCUAGUGAAGCUCUCACUCAGCGAAUGAGAAAAUACAUUGACUCCGGUUUGAUCAAAAGUAACAUGGAUAAAGAUGAUAAUGAAGAAGACGAAUCAUUUGAUACCGAAUCACAAAAAUGCGAGGAGUCCAGGAGUAUUUUAACUGAGCUAGUUCAUGAAGGAGUCCUGUCUCAGUAUGAUUUAGAUUUAUCAUCAGAAAUCACAAAUUCAGAAUUGAAUGAGCCAUGCUCGAUUGUCAAUGAUGCCAAAAUUGAGGACGAUAAUAGGUCGAGUGUUUCGUCUGCUGGAUCGUCUUUGCGUAAAAUUGUUGUAGAUAUACCCUUCGAAAGAUGUGAGUCUGAAAUCGAGAGCCCAGUGAUAGAGAGUAACGAUAACGUCACUACAGUCAAAAUAAGAAGCGGCGGCCAAUGUUGCGCCGAUCACCGAAUAUCAGCCGACGUCACAGAUAAUGUGUGGUCCAACGUUCGGUGGGACUUUUUAAAUCCCGUCGACUUCGGCUACGACCAGGUGCCGAACGUCAAAAGAAGCCGAUCGGAUUCCGCCAUCACGCCGGUCGUUCGCCGCAAGAAUGACGAAAUAUACGAAAAAUUGCAAAGCGUCGAGAACGAGUCGUGCGGAAGCAUCACACCGUACGAGUCCAUAGAGGAUUUGUACGACUGCAUCAAAAACUCCGCCUACAAUAACGCGGAAGACGAAACCUCCCCAUCCGCCGAAACUCACUCUGAGCCACAAUUCCCCGACUUCUACGAGAAAGCCAGCACGACUCGUCAGAGCUCAGCGAGUAGCGACAAAAGUGGAAUAUCAUCGGCGUUCCAGUUCUCUAAAUGCGGUUCCAGCAACUCCACGGGGGCGUACACCUCGUGUGAAUCAACCAGCGGCAUCAGCUCGCUAAUACCGAAGAUCAUAUCGAAGUCACUCAACUGUCGUGAGCUGCCACCCCCACCGAGCGGUGACGCGGGUGAAAGCAUGAUACUGUUGAAGCAAUUGUUCAUGGGUGAAUUGAUGGACGCCUAUGGGGAGUACAUGGCGGCGUACCCCUACGCGAGAGCCCUUCUCAGGAGGAAAGCGCGCCGGGACGAGCACUUCACAGCCCUUGCGGACAUCAGGCGAGGAGCAGCCAAGUACACCAUCAAGGACUAUCUGGAAUUACCGAUCGAACGUCUGGCGCAGUAUGAGCGGCUGGUGGGCGGGGGAUGCGGGCGACGGCGCGCGGCGCGGCUGUCAGACCUGGAGCGCAUCCAGGACCUGUUCCCUCACGACUACCUCGCUCUGCACGACGCUGACGCGCCAGCUGCACUGCAUCAUGCACAGAAGUCAAAGAGCCUGCGCAAAAGGCCGAGUUUGGAGAUUGGCAGCACUGUCAACAGUAGUGCCAACCUCACACCUCGCACCUUCAUCAUGGAGGCUCCUGUCCAGCUAUGCCCACUUGGCUCGACGUCCCCACCGCUAGACCGCCAUCUUUUCCUCUUCAACGACCUACUCUUAGUGGGCAAGUCGAGAGGAACAAACUGCUUCAAGCUGAAAGAGAGUGUAAGGCUCGCUGAGCUGUGGCUGUCGACUCGAGACGGGGAGGACACAGGGUUUCUUAUCGGCUGGCCAACGUUUACGGGUGUUGCCAACUACCUCGCUACAUACCCCACACAGGCUGCGAGAGACACGUGGUAUAGGAAAAUUCAAAACUCCUUAAACGCGCAACUUGCCUCGGAGCCGAAGUCGACAAACAUACAAAUCUUCUACAAAGACGUCGCGAGCUCCAUUGAAUUCUGCAAAACCGUCUCAGUGAGUCCAGAGAUGAGUGCGCAGUGCGUGGUGAAGCAAGCCCUGCAUGUGCUUCAGACUGGUGAUGAUGAUCACUCCGAGGGUGAUGAGGAGAAGUGGGGGGGAGUGAAUGACUUCAUCCUGUGUGUGCGCACGGCGAGAGACGCCCCGUCUACCCCCAUGCAGGGCAUCGAGAGACCACACGCUAUACAGAUGUCAAGAAUACGGCAAACAUUAUCGAGCGAAGACGGGUUUGAUUUGGAACAUGUCAACGCGAAGAACAACCCUUGCGGUCUAGUCUUUGAACUCAGGAAGAAAAAUCAAGGGCUAAAGAGCGCAUCAGGCCGCGGCCUGCGUCUACUACGUCGCGGCGGGCGGUUAUUCGGGAGUUCCCUCACGCGAGUAUGCGGCGGCGCGCCCCCGCCGGCGUUGUUGCACGCGCUACGUCGACUGCGCGCGUUGGCGCCGCGCACGCACGGCGUAUUCCGACGUAGUGCCAACGCUAAGGCGCUUAGGCAACUGAGGGAUAAGCUGGACGCACUAGGUCCGUGGGCAGACGCGCGGGCAGAACUCGACCGCGCGCCGGUGUUACUCCUGGCAGCGUUAGUGAAGGAGUUCUUCCGAGCGCUGCCCCAGCCUCUACUGCUGUCUGAGCUCUACCCGUCCUGGCUGCAAGUUCUCGGUUUACCACAAGCCGAAAAAGUAGCAGCCGUGCGGUCGUUGCUCCUUAAACUUCCGAAGCCCCACUACAACAUGUUGACUUACUUCGUCUGCCUGCUGCAAGCGAUUGCGAAGAAGUCCAACAUUAACCUCAUGUGUCCGAUGAACUUGGGCGUGUGCGUCGGCCCCAGCCUGCUCUGGCCGGCUGUACCCUGUGAAAAAGCUCCAAAAGCAGUGCCAAUGAUAGUAGAACUACUCAUAGUCAAAGCCGAAGCGUUGUUCGGCCCACAAAUCACUGGUCUUCUAGGAAACGGCAGCCCCGACUCAUCAAACGCACUCCUCGAUUCCGGAGCCGAGGAAAGCGAUAGCCUCCACUCGGUGGGAAUAUCUUUGGACUCCAUGGAACUUUCUACCCCGAGGAAGGAGAAGCUGUCGCUGAGUAGAGAUUCAGGGUUGACGCUGUCAGAAGACGAUUCUAACAGUAAUGGCGGAAACAGUCCGGCACCUCGAAACCUGAUUCACAGCAUGUCCGUACCGACGUGCAACUUGCAACAGGACUCCAAGUUGGUUGGAAGGUACAACACCGAGAGCCACAACAUCAACGGACUUCCGCAGGUGAAUCAGCGCCAGAAGAGUAUUUACAGCAACAAAGCUGAAAUUUACAGCACCGUCAACGAGGAGCUUUACACGAACCCUUAUUUGGGCGAGAGAUAUAUACAUAAUACUAUUAAUAUUGGUUUAGCGAAUGGCAUAGAUGAUAGAAAUUACGUUUCCAAGGCGGCCAUACAACGUCCCACCGCAGAAAUAUACGGACAGAGUCCGGCUAAGUAUAUCACCGGCUUGGAACCUCAGAAACCACCGCGAAGCAACGUCUCUAAAGCUGCAAGGACAUCCAAAGUAUACAGCAUGUACUCCGAGGCUCAGGAGUCGGAGAGCAAUGUGAACACCAAACCGUUCAACAGAGCAAAGAGUUCCGACAAUAUCUUAGAAGCGAAACAGGAGGCUCUGGAUAAACGCGACAUGGUAUCCAGCCAGGAGAACAUCGUCUACAGCAAUAUCCACGACCUGGCCAUGUUCACCGAGAACAUACAGAGACAGAACCAAUAUCAGUCGCACGCGGACGUACUGUCUAACAUGAACUACUCCCGCGUCUACACAGGCUGGGAGAACAAGAGCGCCAACUACAACACACAACAACAAACACACCUCACAAACGAUAAGAUAUACGGACAGACGAAGAAGCAGGGCGAACCCUCGCAGAGCAAAACGGAUACAAAGACCCCGGCAGCCACCAUUUUUACACGAAAUGACUGGUCUCGUCAAGCAGCGAGGACGAAGAGUUUGGAAGUGAGCGAGGACGGCCAGGCCGCGGAUAAGAGUCGCAACUACGAGAUCAACGUCAGCUGCUGCAAGAAGCGACGCUUCGAUCCCGCGCACAUGUGCACCAACAGUUGCAUCGCGUCCAUGAACCGCGAGAAGGAGAAGGCCACCGCGAACUCCCACAACUACCCCUACAUCGACGACGUCUACAGCACCAGCUCGGAGGAGAACAAGAAGACGAGGCUCCGGACCUACAACAACAACAAGUUGAACCAGUCCAAAUCCCUCGCCAAUAUCAUGCUGCAGAGCGACUCGAGCAGCAGCGACACGCUGUAUCAGCCACAGAACGCGUUCAACGGCCGCUCCACCGAGUCGCCGGCCAGCGAAAAUUCCUUCGAAAACUGCUACACUACCCAAUACAUCGAGCCGCUGUACACGUCGGUGUACAAUCGCCGAAGGGACAUCUUCCACGAAGACAAGGCGAUGUUCGCUUCCGACAUCUACAAGGCGACCCCGACGGCGGUGCAGCCGGAGUACGCGGAGAGCGAUAACAACAAGAAGCCCCCGCACGUGCCGCCGCCGGUGCCGCCGAGGAAGAUGGUCUACCAGCGGGUCCUGAAGAAGUUCCAGCCGGUCCACGUCGCCAAGGACGACAAGUCGCGGUCAAAGUCCGUCCCGCCGGUGUACCGCGACCCGCCGAACAGAACGGACAAGGACCCGAACGGCAUCGCUCUAGACUGCUCGGAAUCCGAUACUGAGUCUGAGUCAUACGUUUGAGCAACUCGGUUCGUGCGCGUGGCGGUGAUUUUUAAUUUGUGACUCAUUCGAAACUUUAACCCGAAAAAAGUAAAUUAGAAUCACGUAUUUAUUACCUCCUAACACUCCAGCAUCAGUAACUUUUAUAUCACAAUUUCAAUAUGUAGAAAAAUGGGUCUCGACUUAAAGUUCGCUGCCGCGCUUACGCCAAUGAGGACAAUACUUUACAUUAGUUGUUAUCUGUAUCCCGCCUUAAGCUCGACAAGUGACCAUAUCUGAGUAUUCGGUGAUGUAUUUCCAAAGAAGUAAGCAUAGUGCGUACGUUUGUGUACAGAGAAUAAAAUUAAUUUGAAAUUACACUAGAUUUAUUAACACUCUUUAGUACGUAGCACUUUUAUGUUGUUAAAAUAUAUUAUGUUAAUCGACGUGUCAUGUUUGUUUAGAGUUUUACGAUAUAAUUAUGAAUGUUGCUGAUAUAAAGUGUAUAUAAUGUACGAUAAUAUACCAAUUAGAAGUAAUAAAUACAUGUUUUAUAACGA
Messenger RNA from Aricia agestis (brown argus), 5908 nucleotides. RefSeq lists its product as uncharacterized. Gene Ontology annotation, molecular function: guanyl-nucleotide exchange factor activity; GTPase activator activity. The transcript is spliced from 11 exons. The record is from RefSeq and is a predicted model, not a curated record. Lineage: Eukaryota; Metazoa; Arthropoda; Insecta; Lepidoptera; Lycaenidae. Gene Ontology annotation, biological process: signal transduction. Bases 204 to 5390 code for a protein of 1728 amino acids.